AUGGUGGAGAGAAGCGGGAGAAGUGGAAAGGUUUUGAGAGUGAAGGCAGGGGAUAGGGCAAAGGAGACAGAGCGGGUUGUGGCGGAGGAAGGGGAAGGGGAAGGGGAAGGGGAAGAGGAGGAGGAGGAGGAGGAGGAGGAGGAGGAGGAGGAGGAAGUUGCAAUGGUGAUUAUUGGUGCCGGUCGGAUAGCUGUUACUCCCUCUCCACUUCCUCACUUCCCCUCUUCGCUCACACCACCUCUCACCCCUCCCUGCACUUCCUUCCUACACUGCUCUUCUCCCCCUCUCACCACUGCUGUUCAUACAUCACUCUCCUGGAUCUGUGCUCAUGAAGAAGGGCAGCAGUAG
Messenger RNA from Closterium sp. Naga37s-1, 348 nucleotides. The record is from the annotation of a GenBank genome assembly. Lineage: Eukaryota; Viridiplantae; Streptophyta; Zygnematophyceae; Desmidiales; Closteriaceae.